UUUGUGUGCCUAUUGUUGUUGUUUCCCCAUUUUUCAUUUUGCUUUUGCAAGCUAAGAUGGGGUGGUUACAGUCCAAUUUGCCACUGAUGGCUAUGUUAAUGAAUCAGUUCAUUUAUGCAGGUAUUAGUCUCAGCUCAAGACUUGCUUUCUUACAUGGAAUGAAACCCUCAGUAUAUGUUGUGUACCGUCAUGUUUUUGCAACCAUUGUCAUUGCCCCCAUAGCUUAUUUCUCAGGAAGAAAUUCUGGCUCCUAUCACUUGAAUUUAAAGAGUUUUUCCUGGAUUUUCUUCAUCUCCCUAAUUGGCAUUACGGUGAAUCAAAAUUUAUUUUUUGAGGGGAUAUAUCUGUCUUCUUCUUCAACAGCAAGUGCAAUGGCGAAUCUUGUUCCAGCCUUCACAUUUGUAAUAGCAGCUUGCACAGGAUUGGAGAGUGUGAAUAUUAGAAGCAUGAGAUCUAUAGCGAAGAUAUUAGGGACAGUGGUGUGUGUAAGUGGAGCACUGUCAAUAGCUUUGUUGAAGGGCCAAACGCUUCUAAAUGUGGGCAUUGGAGGAGACAACUGGUUGAUGGGUUGUCUUUCUCUCUUUGGAUCAUGCACUGCUUGGUCACUUUGGCUCAUUUUGCAGGUUCCGGCCUCUAAUAGUCACCCUGAUCACUUGUCCUUCUCAGCUUGGAUGUGUUUCAUGGCAACUUUUCAAUCCGCAGCGGUGACUCUAGUCGUGGAGCCAGACGUUAAUGCAUGGAAGAUUCACUCUCUACUUGAAUUUGGAUGCUCUUUAUAUGCAGGAGUAAUGGGAUCUGCAGUAUUGUUCUUUCUUCAAGCAUGGUGCAUUUCAAAGAGAGGUCCUCUUUUCUCUGCGAUGUUCAAUCCUCUUUUCACAGUGAUUGCGACCGUUUUGGCUGCCAUAUUACUUCACGAGAAAAUAUAUGUAGGAAGUUUGCUAGGCGCAAUUGGAGUGAUCAUUGGCUUGUAUGUGGUGCUUUGGGGUAAAGCAGAAGAAGUUGCGGUGAAAGAGGAGGAAGAUCCAAAAUCACAGGUUAAUUCUUCCACAGAGGAUGUGAACGUUUUGAUAGAUAAUGAAUCUCAUGAAAAAACAUGUAAAAAUGAUUUGGAACAACCCCUUUUAUCUUCUGAAUCUCCUUCUCAUCGUUGAAAGGAGCUUUUUUUUUUUUUUUUUUCUUCUAGAAUUGAAUGUUGUAAUAGCCUUGUGCCAUGCACAUUAAUAAUUGAAAUCAGUUAAGGUAUUAAUUAUAGAAGAAA
Cajanus cajan (pigeon pea) is the source of this 1258-nucleotide messenger RNA. RefSeq names its product nodulin MtN21 /EamA-like transporter family protein (gene UMAMIT34). Gene Ontology annotation, cellular component: membrane. Gene Ontology annotation, molecular function: transmembrane transporter activity. The record is from RefSeq and is a predicted model, not a curated record. Lineage: Eukaryota; Viridiplantae; Streptophyta; Magnoliopsida; Fabales; Fabaceae.